Messenger RNA from Engraulis encrasicolus (European anchovy), 2288 nucleotides. It is a transcript of the gene dars1, whose product is annotated as aspartyl-tRNA synthetase 1. Lineage: Eukaryota; Metazoa; Chordata; Actinopteri; Clupeiformes; Engraulidae. Bases 135 to 1739 code for a protein of 534 amino acids. Gene Ontology annotation, molecular function: aspartate-tRNA ligase activity; ATP binding; RNA binding. The transcript is spliced from 18 exons. Gene Ontology annotation, cellular component: cytoplasm; aminoacyl-tRNA synthetase multienzyme complex; cytosol. Gene Ontology annotation, biological process: aspartyl-tRNA aminoacylation. The record is from RefSeq and is a predicted model, not a curated record.
UGCACCAGCAAAAUAAUUCCUUCCUUGCAUGCGUGUCUCUGGAAUCGCAUCCCUAGCAAUUCUCUUGUACUUGCAUAGACUUUCAAACACUUAGUCACGUAAGUUGUUGAGUCUAGGCACAUAGACGUCCAGCCAUGACUAAAGAUGAAUUGAAAGGGGCGGGUGAAGAGGGUGGUGAGGACCAGCAGGCCCAGUCUAAGAAGGGGCUGAAGAAAGCCCAGAAGGAAGCGGAGAAAGCGGCCAAGAAGGCAGAGAAGCAGGCCAAGCUAGCGGCGGAGCAGCAGAGCACAGAUGAAGAAGACUUUGCCAAGGAUCGCUACGGCGUCCCCCCAAUGGUCCAGUCCCAGCAGAAACUGGACAGGGUGCUGGUCCGCGUCCAGGAGCUGACACCGGAGAAGGCUGACCAGCUGAUCUGGGUGCGUGCCAGGGUUCACACCAGCCGAGCCAAAGGAAAGCAGUGCUUCUUGGUCUUCCGUCAGCAGCAGUUUAACGUCCAGGCCCUGGUCGCCGUGGGAGAUCGCGCCAGCAAGCAGAUGGUCAAGUUUGCUGCCAACAUCAGCAAGGAGAGCAUUGUGGACGUGGAGGCCAUGGUGAGGAAGGUGGACCAGAAGAUCGAGAGCUGCACCCAGCAGGACGUAGAGCUGCACAUCGAGAGGAUAUUCGUGAUCAGCCAGGCGGAGGCGAGACUGCCCCUGCAGCUGGAGGAUGCUGUGCGGCCUGAGGGAGAGGGAGACGAGGAAGGCAGAGCCACCGUCAAUCAAGACACUAAACUGGACAACCGUGUCAUUGAUCUCAGAACCACUACCAGCCAGGCCAUCUUCCGUCUGCAGUCUGGUGUCUGCCAGCUCUUCAGAGACACGCUGACCAACAAGGGCUUUGUGGAGAUCCAGACGCCUAAAAUCAUCUCCGCUGCCAGUGAGGGUGGUGCCAACGUGUUCACCGUCUCCUACUUCAAGACCAGUGCCUACCUGGCCCAGUCUCCCCAGCUCUACAAGCAGAUGUGCAUCUGUGCCGAUUUCGAUAAAGUCUUCUGCGUAGGACCUGUUUUCAGGGCUGAGGAUUCAAACACCCAUCGCCACUUGACUGAGUUUGUGGGCCUGGAUAUUGAGCUGGCCUUCAACUACCAUUACCACGAGGUCAUCGACUCCAUCACCGACACCAUGGUGCAGAUCUUCAAAGGGCUCCGAGACAACUUCCAGACGGAGAUCCAGAUGGUGAAUAAGCAGUACCCCAGCGAGCCCUUCAAGUUCCUGGAGCCCACGCUGAGGCUGGAGUACCUGGAGGGAGUGGCCAUGUUGCGGGCCGCAGGCGUGGAGAUGGGUGACGAGGAGGACCUUAGUACACCCAAUGAAAAGCUGCUCGGCCGCCUCGUGAAGGAAAAGUAUGACACUGACUUCUACGUGCUGGACAAAUACCCUCUGGCCGUCAGACCUUUCUACACCAUGCCAGACCCCAGCAGCCCGAAAUACUCCAACUCCUACGACAUGUUCAUGAGGGGAGAGGAGAUCCUGUCGGGGGCUCAGAGGAUACACGACGCCCAGCUGCUCACCGAGAGGGCCAUGCACCACAACAUCGACCUGGAGAAGAUCAAGGCAUACAUCGACUCCUUCCGUUACGGAGCUCCUCCACACGCCGGCGGUGGCAUCGGGCUGGAGAGAGUGACCAUGCUGUACCUGGGGCUCCACAACAUCCGUCAGACAUCCAUGUUCCCCCGCGACCCCAAACGCCUCACUCCCUAAGGGGCUCGCUGGAACCAGAAUCGCCUGCAGAGGAUUGUUCGCCAUCGCUGCCACCGUCACCACUCUGUUUCCCACAACCCAAACCCAUGUCGGGGGGAGUGAACAAGUGCCAUGACACUCUUAGUGCUGCUGUAACUGAUUACAAACGUGUCGGUGCACACACCCGCUUAAUCAAAGUACUUAACUCUAGUAAGAUGGCAGGUCUGCAGGAUGAAAGACAGAUUUAACAGAAUUUGACAGAUGAAAUCUAAUAUAUAUGUACACAUGCCACUCACUCAAAGGGAAUCAAAGUGUCCUAAAUGAUCUAGAUGGAUGACAACGCUGUCACAAACAUGUAGGACAGUUUUCACUUAGGCUAGCCCCUUCAGUGUUAGGUAGUCAUCCGUAGAUGUCUUAUCCUUUUCUACAAGUCCAACUUUGCUACUUUUCACACUGAAAACCCUGUACGGCUGUCGAGAUUAAAUCAUUGUUUUAAUGGUACCUAAGUGUUAAUUGUAAUAAAUGUUUUUAAAAAAAGAAGGUAAAAUAAAUGCAUCUAUUCUAGAAGAA